AUGCCUAUGCUCAUUCACUCGUUUAUUGAAACUUUCGGAAUGGAACCGCUUCCUGUGGACGGUAGUAGCCUAGCAUGGCUGCUUAGGGCGACGUGGAUCCAACAAGCUCUGUCCGACCCUUGUUCACUCCACACCACCCUUUAUGCUGCAUCAGCACACUUGGACGCAUUUCGAGGAGUCAGAAAUAAUAACAUGACACUAUACCACCACACAAUUGCACUUCAACUGCUUCAGGAGAGAAUAAAUGACCCCCAGGCGGUAUUCAGCGAGUCUCUCAUGGCUUGUGUUGCACCAUUGGUAUUUUUCUCGGCCCUUCUAGGCGACAAAGGAUCAUCCGAUAUCCAUAAAAUGGCAUUGAUGCAGAUGAUCAAAGCACAAGGCGGCCUAGAGCACCUCGCCCUUGGCACGUUCCUCUCGGGGCUUAUCACAAUAUGCGUUCUCACCGAAGCCAUCAUCAUGGACUCCAAACUUGAAAUACCUUUCUUAGAUAUCCCUCCCACUCCUCUCACACUCCCAACAUAUUUCACAUCUGCCAUCCUCCAUAGAGUAGCCAACAGAGAGGGAGGUUACUACAACCUCUCUCGCGAGGCAAUCGAAGUCUUUGAAGAUAUUGACUUUAUCGCCCAUCUUUUACCGGACGGCCCUGGUGCCAUGGCUCUCCGAACCAAAUGGGCAGCAAAAGUGCAAGAUGUGUUGUUUUCCCCAAGUCAUCCACAAAGUCAGGAUCAUACUGAUCAUGUGUCUAUCGAGUCGGACGCCGACGCAAUAACCAAAGCUUGUCAGACUGCCGCCUUGAUAUUCUGGUACUUCUUUCUUGAUGACGAGUAUAUUGCCCCCUUUUCUAUGACCGUUCUGCAGCGUCUGGUCCGGAAGUUGCAAUAUGCGUUAUCUUGCGGGAGCAUGGAUACCUGGGUGAGAACAGCCCCUGAAGCACACACUUGGUCUCAGGCAUGGCCAGCCAGUCAUAUGUAUUGA
Penicillium soppii is the source of this 975-nucleotide messenger RNA. RefSeq lists its product as uncharacterized. The transcript is spliced from 5 exons. The coding region runs from base 1 to 975 and encodes 324 amino acids. The record is from RefSeq and is a predicted model, not a curated record. Lineage: Eukaryota; Fungi; Ascomycota; Eurotiomycetes; Eurotiales; Aspergillaceae.